UUCAAGUCUCCCCGACACCAUUUCUCUUCACCUUUUCUGGAAGGGUGUCCUCGGGUGGUACUUGUGCUGAUACACAGUAGAUGGUUACCUCGAGCAGCUUGCCAGUCCCGUGUGUCUACUCCGCGUCCUCUUGUCCGUCUGCCCAAGUGUUCCAACGACUUCCAACGACUGGCUCCGAUCCCGGCAUCCACGAUGGCCUCCUUUCCUCCCCCGCCGGUCAACACCAUUGACUGGUCCAACGUUGGUUUCCUGGUUCGAGAAGUCAACGGCCACAUCGAAUCGCACUACUCCAAGAAGACGGGCCGGUGGUCGCCGCUGCGCUGGGUGACGGACCCCUUCAUCCGCAUCCAUGGCAUGGCGCCCGCCCUCAACUACGGGCAGCAGGCAUACGAGGGGCUCAAGGCCUUCCGCGCGCCCGGCGACCAGGCCAUCCAGAUCUUCCGGCCGGACCGCAACGCCGUGCGCAUGCAGCACUCGGCCGAGUUCAUCUCGAUCCCGCCCGUGCCGACCAGCCUGUUCCUCGACGCUGUCAAGGCGGCCGUAUCGCUUAACGCCGAGUUCGUGCCGCCACACGAUACGGGCGCCGCCAUGUACAUCCGCCCCCAGAUCUACGGCUCCUCGGCGCAGCUGGGGCUGAGCGCGCCCGAGGAGUACACCUUCGCCGUCUACGUGCUGCCCACUGGCGUCUACCACGGCACGCACCCGGUCAAGGCCCUGAUCCUGGACGAGUUCGACCGCGCGGCGCCCAACGGCACGGGCAGCGCAAAGGUGGGCGGCAACUACGCGCCCGUGCUGAGGUGGAGCGACAAGGCCAGGGCCGAGGGGUACGGCAUCACGCUGCACCUAGACUCGGCCACGCGCGAGGAGGUGGACGAGUUCUCGACAAGCGGCUUUAUUGGUGCACUCGAAGAUGGGCAGGGCGGCGUGACUCUCGUGGUGCCUGACUCCAAGAACGUCAUUGACAGCGUGACGAGCGAGAGCGUCCAACAGAUUGGCAGGAGCUUCGGCUGGAAGGUCGAGAAGCGGCAGAUAAAAUACACGGAGCUGCCCAACUUCUCGGAAAUCAUGGCGGCAGGGACCGCGGCGGCGCUGGUGCCCAUCCGGUCCAUCACGCGCAGGAUGGCCGACUCGGACCCCAAGUCCCUGGCAGCGCAGGUCAAGCAGCACACGCGCCUCGAGGUCGCGACGGGCGAGGAGACGGUGACGUACAUCCCCGCGUCGCAAGACGACGCCGGCCCGCUCUGCCUCAGGCUCCUGGCACAGCUCAAGGGCAUCCAGCUGGGCAAGGUCAAGGACGAGUUUGGCUGGUGCGCCGCCGUCAGCCAGGAGGACGGGGCCAAAGCCGAGGGCACUGCGAACAGAGCGGUUUAGGGUAGCAACGGCCGGAUGGUGGAUCAGCUCGACUAGGACGCUCGAGGCGUUUCCAACAUCUGUCAUCACCUUUUUGUUUUGGAUUAUGCUGGUGUUUGACCGCCCUUGCCAUUCACAGCGGAGCGCGGGCGGGCAGAUCUGUUUUGGGCAUUUGUUUUUCUCGUUCCAAACAUAAAUUCCCCAAACGUGCGCUUCCCACAACGACUGGGAGCGACGCAACAACGUUUGGGCCGCGACAGGGGUUUAAAAUGGGGGGAGCACGUUCCCGAAUGCGGCAGUCGGGGAAGUCUCGAGCGUGGCCUUCAAUCUCAGUGCUGAUUCGAGGUAAACAGAAGACAAAAGUUAUGGGUCCAUCGAGGUAACGUAAAUGAUGGGCCAGUUGAGAAUAUGUUUUGUGCCUUGACGGUUCAUUUUUAUCAUCUUCUUUUGUUAUUUCUGCUUAGGGUCUCCUAAAUUGGGCUCGAAAAAGUUCCCCGGCUGCGGCAAAGUCCGCGCGUUUGGGUUCGCACAAUCACAUGCGCUCUCGCAGCCGCAUCUGCAACUGGAAUUAAACAGGCUCUUCCUCCGAUCCUCCUCGACGCUUCGCCGGGCCCUGGAAAUCCCUGUCAUCUGAGGUUUUUACUAGUACC
This is a messenger RNA of Gaeumannomyces tritici R3-111a-1, 2000 nucleotides long. RefSeq names its product branched-chain-amino-acid aminotransferase 1. The record is from RefSeq and is a predicted model, not a curated record. Gene Ontology annotation, biological process: branched-chain amino acid metabolic process. Gene Ontology annotation, molecular function: branched-chain-amino-acid:2-oxoglutarate transaminase activity. The transcript is spliced from 3 exons. NCBI's taxonomy places the organism in Eukaryota, Fungi, Ascomycota, Sordariomycetes, Magnaporthales, Magnaporthaceae. The coding region runs from base 193 to 1371 and encodes 392 amino acids.